AGGAAAAGUAAAUUGUCUUUUUGGUUCGGAAGAGAAGAAUAUAUUGAAGCACGUUAAUUUCCCUCCAGGUGGUGUAUAAAUAGACAUGAUUAUAUCACUGAGUCAGAGAACAAACACAAUAAUCCCAUAGAUUAAGAAAACCACAUACACAAAAUCAGCCAAAUCUUUUUCAAAGAUGGCGAACGAAAACUCAAGAAAUGUCCAAGCAUUGGCGAUAGGAACUAUGGUUAGCUUCAAGAUGAGGACUACGGGAGAUCAGUAUCAGGGAAUGGUCUUCUAUUUUACCCCACAGCCUAAUGGUUUUCUCUUUGGGCUCCAAAACGUUGAUGUGUGGAGGAUGGAUGGGAGAUAUGAACAUAUCUCAGGGUUUAGCCACUUUAAUCUAAACGACAUUACGGAGUUUGAAGUGGACGUAGUUGCAAGGCGACCCAACUACGCUCAGGGUGGUCGGAACAAUAACCGCGAUGGUGGAUCAUCAUCCAAAGCAAUUGAGAACAAAAUGGGAUCUCUACGCCUCGAUCCGCCUUCAAAGUGAUUGUUUACACAUAUAUUACAUUUCUCUGAGUCAUAUUCCAACUUAUACAUAACAUGCAUAUACGAAGUUAUAAACCAUACCAUCCAAUAAUGUAGUUUAUACUAUAUAUAGCAAUAUUAUGUCGUUGUGUCUAGUAUAAGACCUUCCUAGUUUCUUCUAUGUCUGGUGCUUUAGUGUCCAUCCAAUAAAGUUAAGUGAUUGUGAGAUUUUAUGAUUUAAUUAAAAUUAUUGAAGGUACUUUUCUGUAUGCAUGUUCUUUUUCUUUUCUUGGGUGAAUUUUCCCA
Messenger RNA from Thlaspi arvense, 819 nucleotides. The record is from the annotation of a GenBank genome assembly. NCBI's taxonomy places the organism in Eukaryota, Viridiplantae, Streptophyta, Magnoliopsida, Brassicales, Brassicaceae.